Molecule: messenger RNA, 777 nt
Organism: Arachis stenosperma
Lineage: Eukaryota; Viridiplantae; Streptophyta; Magnoliopsida; Fabales; Fabaceae
Exons: 1
Coding region: 1-777 (258 amino acids)
Source: RefSeq, a predicted model, not a curated record
AUGCCGGCAUACAUCAAGUAUAUGAAGGAGCUACUUUCCAGGAAAAGCUCACUCAAGGGAGGCCAAACUAUAGUGAUGAAUAAGGAAUGCAGUGCUCUCAUUCAACCAGAGUUGCCUACAAAAAGAAAGGACCCAGGAAGUUUCUACAUUCCCUGUGCCAUAGGAGAAACCAUGUUUGAUAAAAGACUCUGCGAUUUGGGAGCAAGCAUCAACUUAAUGCCCUUAUCCCUUAUGAAGAGGCUGCAGAUCAAUGAGAUAAUGCCCACAGAUGUAGUCAUCAGGCUGGCUGACAAAACUCAAAAACAAGCAAUAGGAGUGGUGGAAAACGUGUUGGUAAUGGUUGGAAAAUACUUCCUCCCAACAGAAAUUGUCAUAUUGGACAUGGAAGAGAGUCACACUCACCCAAUCAUAUUGGGAAGACCAUUCCUAGCUACAGCCAGAGCACUCAUAAAUGUGGAGCGAGGGGAGCUAAUUCUGAAGAUCCAUGAUGAACAGCUCACUUUCAAUGUUUUCAAACGCUCACAAGAAACAGAUCAAGAGAACAAGGAACCAAGGAAGGAUCACAGUGAGAUACUGAAGGAAGAAACAAGCACUGAAGCACUACCAGCACAUAUGGGAACUCCCUUGAUUGAGGAACAAGGCAAACAGCAAUUGCCACAGCUCAAAGAAAAGCAGGAGGAACCUAAACCACCAGAAUCAUAUGAGACCAGUAACCACAUUUCCUUAGAGGAAGAGGUCACAAAGAGUAAGACAACAUCACAAGGAACAAAGAAGUAG